UUAAGAUAGCUUCAGAUAUAUUUCCUGUCGUCGUGUUACAACCUUCGUGCGCCAGCCAAAAAGAAUAUGGCGAAUUUAUCUAAUCCAAAUGAUGACUUUUAUCUCAUGAUCAUUCAAGACAAGGAAUACUGGUUGAGCUUAGCUGUGGUUGGAUUUAUUUUAGCAAUUGUUAUCAUCGUAGGAAACUCUAUUCUUUUGUUCACAACUUACAAGAAUCCGCGACGCUCUCUUCGUACACCGCCAUCUUAUUUGAUCACGAAUCUUAGCGUGUCAGAUUUACUGCUGGGGCUAAAUGUCCUCGUCGUGGCUAUAAGAGAUGUCUAUCGAUCUCAACUUCAACAGAUGCCGUCUGCGAUGCUUUUUAGAGCAAUAAUAUACACAGUUGUCACGACGACUUUGUUCGUGAGCUCUUACUCGAUCAUAGCCAUGUCACUAACUUGCGACAUAGCAAUCAGCAAACCGAUGGAAUACAAAUCCAUUAUUACCAAGCGAAGAACCAAGAUUUUUAUAGCUGUGUUGUGGCUGAUAUCGUUAACAACGUGCAUUCUUCCUGUGACAAAUGUUUCGGAGGAAACGUAUACCUUAAUUUAUCUUCACACUCACGCUACUCUGCCGGCCAUUUUAUUGACGGUCAUCUAUGUACAUGUAUUUCGCGCGCUUGGUAAAAGAACUCGCGAACUGCAAAAGGAUGGCUACGACUCGAUAGCUGCAAACUCACUGGAAAGGAAGCGUAAUAUGGCUGUCACAAUCAUCGUCAUUCUCGUGUUGUUUUUCAUCACGUACAUGCCUCAGUAUAUCACUUUACACUUACUGUACUUCUGCGAAUCAUGCCGAGACUCCAAAACUUUUCAUAUGAUUGACGUGGUAUUGUCUCGCUUUUUGUAUAUCAAUUCUGCUUUAAAUCCCUUUGUUUACGCCUGGAGGGUUCCUAAAUAUCGCAGGGCAUUUAGCGAUUGCUGGCAGAUGUGCACUGGUAGGCAUAUUUUUGAUGGAUCGAGCUCGUACAUAUCUUCGUUUCGCUCUACCAGAAGACAAACUGAGAAAAUUGGCGUUAGCCCUAAAAUUGGACGGGAUAAGCCCAGAGGUGUAAGUGACCCAUCUGAAAUGACCAGUCAGUUUUAGAAUAAAUAAGAUUAGAAAAAAAGGAUCCCUUAUGUUGACAAGAAGUCUCUGUCCUUGAGCAGCUAAUUGCUGAAGAUCACUAACAGAGUAUUUGGCAGGAAACUUUCAUAAUUUUUAUGCUCAAUUAUUUUAUGCUCCAAUUCCAUUCCGUUCCAAUCUUCUCCAUCUUCAGCCUUCUGUUAGCCAUCUCUCUCGUUUUUGUUGUGUUUUUAUUUCUUACAGAACUAAUAUUUUUCCGUCUUCUACAAGUUGUGACAGUUGUGGAUGAUGCUUAUAUUAUAAAUAUUUAUAUGCCUUUUUUUAUAAAAAAUAAAUUAAAACUGAAAAGCAAGGUUUAGUACGUGUUAAUGUAGUGGCUAAAAGCCAAGAAUUAUCUAAGAUUUUGAUAAAAGCGGCUAGUCAAAGGGUUUUUCGUUUGUCAAAAUAAAUAAUUCUUGGACAAC
Messenger RNA from Pocillopora verrucosa, 1565 nucleotides. Its product is annotated as adrenocorticotropic hormone receptor-like. Gene Ontology annotation, cellular component: plasma membrane. Gene Ontology annotation, biological process: G protein-coupled receptor signaling pathway. Lineage: Eukaryota; Metazoa; Cnidaria; Anthozoa; Scleractinia; Pocilloporidae. Gene Ontology annotation, molecular function: G protein-coupled receptor activity. The record is from RefSeq and is a predicted model, not a curated record.